CGCCACCGGAGGACGACAACAUGGCGGCCUCCUUGCGUCUGGGUCGUCAGGGAAUUUAUUUAGGGCUUAGGGUGUCGAAAUUUAAUAAAUGUUUUUGGGCCACACACCCGUGGCAGGACCGGGUUCGGCACUUCUUUCAGUCGCCAUGGAUGCUCGGUGUCAGCCCACUCAAAGUGCAAAUGCCGGCUCUCUCCCCGACCAUGGAGGAGGGAAACAUAGUCAAAUGGCUGAAGAAGGAAGGUGAGGAAGUGGCAGCAGGCGAUGCCCUUUGUGAGAUUGAGACAGACAAGGCGGUGGUUACCAUGGAAUCUAAUGACGAUGGUGUCUUGGCAAAGAUACUGAUGGAGGAGGGCAGUCGCAACGUGCGCCUUGGCACUCUCAUUGCCCUCAUGGUGGAGGAAGGGCAGGACUGGAAGCAGGUCGAGAUCCCCCCUCCAGAUGCUGCGGCUCCACCUGCUACACAAGCGGCCGCUCCCCCAGUUGCGGCCGCCGCUGCUCCCUCCCCGCCAAAACCAGCCACGUCAGGACCGUUACGUCUGAGUCCGGCAGCGAGACACAUUCUGGACACCCACGGUUUAGACCCAAAAUUGGCCACGCCCACCGGACCAAGAGGACUUAUCACUAAAGAAGAUGCAUUGAAUCUUCUGAAGACUUCUCCUGCCCCUAAAGCGACGCCAGCCGCGGUUGCACCGGCUGCCCCGAGUCCCGUCCCCGCCCCGGCAGCUACCCCUCCUCCUCCUCCAGGCAGCAGACCCAACAUCCCUCCUCUCUCCAUACCAGGGAAACCAGGAGCACCGGGAACUUUCACGGAGGUCCCCGCCUCGAACGUCCGCCGCGUGAUCGCUCAAAGGCUAACCCAAUCGAAGACAACCAUCCCCCAUGCGUAUGCGUCUAUCGACUGCGACAUGGCCGCCGUCAUGCAGCUGCGAAAAGAUCUGGGCGAAGAACAAAUCAAAGUGUCUGUUAAUGACUUCAUCAUCAAGGCAGCUGCUGUCACACUUAAAGAAAUGCCAGAAGUGAACGUGACCUGGUCUGGUGACGGACCCCGUGCGCUGGAUUCAGUCCACAUCUCAAUUGCUGUGGCGACGGACAGAGGCCUUAUUACUCCGAUCAUCAAGGACGCCGCAAACAAAGGAGUCCAGGAGAUCUCGGCCAAUGCUAAGGCGCUGGCCCAGAAGGCUCGAGACGGGAAACUUCUGCCAGAGGAGUAUCAGGGAGGCUCAUUCAGUAUAUCUAACCUCGGGAUGUUCGGAAUCAGCGGCUUCAGCGCCGUCAUCAACCCUCCUCAGGCUUGCAUCCUGGCCGUCGGGACCUCCAGGGCCGAGCUGCGACUGUGCGAGGAGGACCAGACCCUGCGCACUCAGCAGCUGAUGACGGUUACGUUGUCCAGCGAUGGACGGCUAGUGGAUGACGAAUUAGCCUCGCGGUUUCUUGAUAAACUCCGUGCCAACCUAGAACAGCCGCAGCGCAUGGCCCUGGCCUGAGAGACCGAGGUUUGAUCCAUGAGAGUGAUCCGAAUGAUAAAGCAACAAACGCCCACAUGACAAAGCCUGGGUCGCGAGAAUGAGCCCUUAAAUAGCUUAUUACCAUUCAUGCCUAGAUUAAGGCUUGCAAACUAGCGUUGUACAUAAUGUAAAGUUAAAUUUAUGGCGUGCUUCUGACAGAUCAUCACCAGGCUUUGUGAUGGAGGAGCGAAAAAGGACUUCUGUCAGAGCAGUGGAGGAUUCUAGCAGUGGUGCCAAAUAUCACCGAGAUAGAAGUAACAAAGUGUGCCCCGUAUACUGUAAACUGGGUGGUUGCUUUACCACACUAGUGUUGUGUGUGUGUAUAUAUAUAAAAAGUCCUUAAUCCAGUUUAAGUUGACUAUUUGUCACUCCCAGUAGGUCACACAUGCAAAUUGUACGAUACAACUCCCAUGUACAUUUGUCAAAGAUAUUUAUUCCCUGAACAUGAGCGGCAAUUCAGUUUUCAAUGAAUCAAGUUUUGUUGUAAGAAUCUCGCUCAUUAAUGAUUAAUUGUUCAUGUUAAUAUGUUUUAACUUAUUUAAAAUGGACAUCACCGAGCAUAAGUCCUUCAGUUCCAUCUGUAUUCAACAUAAACUUAGCAUUUGGUGUCUUGAGAUGCCAAUAAAACCCACUGCUCAACCUUCUCA
Molecule: messenger RNA, 2152 nt
Organism: Stegastes partitus (bicolor damselfish)
Lineage: Eukaryota; Metazoa; Chordata; Actinopteri; Pomacentridae
Gene: pdhx
Product: pyruvate dehydrogenase complex component X
Exons: 11
Coding region: 21-1484 (487 amino acids)
Biological process (GO): pyruvate decarboxylation to acetyl-CoA
Cellular component (GO): mitochondrion; pyruvate dehydrogenase complex
Molecular function (GO): acyltransferase activity
Source: RefSeq, a predicted model, not a curated record